Molecule: messenger RNA, 1341 nt
Organism: Saccoglossus kowalevskii
Lineage: Eukaryota; Metazoa; Hemichordata; Enteropneusta; Harrimaniidae
Molecular function (GO): acetyltransferase activity
Source: RefSeq, a predicted model, not a curated record
AAAGCAUUGACGCAGCAGGUCGGCGUCUUCUUCACACCGAACGUUCUACGGCUGGUCGCUAUCGCACAGCAAACUAAUGCAAAAUCGCUCGGAGUUGGGUAUUUAUAUUUAAUUUCUGGAGUCGUAUUUUAUUAAUAAUCAUUGUUAAAUUGCAGCAAGCUCAUUUGUUAGCCCACAACUGCUGGGCAACAUUUUGCUGCACAUUUCCCUGAAAGUUGCACAGGAGGAUCCAUGGCGGUGUUGAGUGGGCUGUCAAGCGACCGAAUAUAAUAAGCCCACCGUGGAUCUAGGGUUAUGUUGGGUGGAACUUUUAAGCUUAACAAGAUCAAGUGUACAGAACAGUGAAAACGUUUAGUGGACACUGUGAAGGCUUACUAAAAUACUCAGGAUGUUCACAAAGGAAGAAGCCACUGAAUUCAUCGAGGACACACUAGAGAUAAAAGAUCCACUGAAACAGUUUGAUGUAAACAGACUGGUGUUGCUGAACAACAUAAUAAGAGCUAUUCAGAACAAUAUUCCUUUUCAAAAUAUUACACUGUUGUGUCUACAGAAAAAUGAUCGAAGAGCACCAACAAUGGAAGAGAUAAAACGUGAUGGUCUAUCACUUGUUGGUGGUAUUUGCUCUGUGAAUAAUGUAUUUGUGAAGUGUUUGUUAGAGACUAUUGGUUUCAAUAUUGAUUAUGUAUCGGCAACUGUAACUCAUCCUGACAACCAUUUUCUGUGCAUUGCAAGCAAUGUAAUGCACCAAGGAGAUAAAUACAUGGUAGAAGUGGGAUGCGGUUAUCCAACAUUUGAAGCCAUUCCUUUGGAUUUUGAAGAAGAAUCGUCAAUAUAUAAAUUCUCAUUUAUGCAAUUUAAGCUUGUUAGAAAUCAUGGGAUUAUAGAAAGGCAACAUUUUCGGCACUCAGAAACCCACUUAAGAUUAGGCAAUGACCCUGUCCAUAAGAAUUUAUCAGGGCAGUGGGUGAGGUUUUAUGAUUUCAAAGUCACUCCUGUCGAAUAUUGUCACUUUGAUUCUCCCAUGCAUCAAGUUUACACAGUUCCUGGUGCAAGCCCAUUUCUGCUUAGUCUUAGAUUGGUUGUAUUUAACGAUGAGCGGUGCUCUGUGGUAAGGGACAACCUCCACUUGCAAGAGGGUGAUGACAACAAAUUGCACGUAGUUGAACGUUUGGAAUCAAAGGAAACUAUGAUAGCCUGCAUCUCCAAAAUCUGUCCCCAACUUCCAGAGUUAGAUAUAAAGUGUGCGGUUGAAAUGUGGGAAACUGAAAUUAAACCAACACUUGAAAAAUAAUAAUUUUUGGUUAGAACAUGUGUAUUCAAUAAAUAUUGGAUUGUAUCAUU